GUUCAACCAACGCCAGAGUUUCUGACAAAAUCAAUCAUGAUGGGAUUGGUGUCCAUUCAUUCAUUUCUGAUAAAGCGCAUGAUGGCAGCCGCCGAAGAAAUAUUCGACGCUGUCAAAGACAAUGUUAUUGAGUAUCAGCAGGAGAUAGAGCGUCUGAAGCAAGAGAACUGUUACCUGAGGAACACACUGGCUCACACCAGGAGCUGCAGCCAUGCAGAAACACACAAUGAUGCUCAGAGCAACAAUGCAGAUGAAGUUUUGCAAGAUCCAUUUGGUUCAGAACUCUCAGAAAUACGAGUGAAGAUGGAGGUUGCCACCAUGGUGUCUCAUGAGCCUUUGGAUCAAGCUUCAACCAUCACCUCUGUCCUCUCAGAAGGUCAGGAACCCACUGAGUCCCUUUCACACCAGCCAGAGUUACUUGUGAAGAAUGAAGAUAGUGUUGGUUUAGAUAUACAAUCAUCAGUCGCAGUUAAAUCAGAUCAGUGUGAUCAAGAUAGUGAUUCAAACCCAACUGUAGUUCUACUUGGCUAUAUCAAUGAUGGUCACGUUGGCCUUCCAAUAGCUGAACAAGAUCUGCACUCUCGUGAUGAGGUGUCGCAAAAGGUGCCGCAAAGUCACCAGAACGCAUUUGCGUGCAAGAUUUGCGGCAAGUCUUUCUGCAGCAAUGGACGCUUGCGGACACAUAUGGUAGUUCACCAGAGCGAGAGACCUUUCUGCUGUGAUUUCUGUGGGAGGUGCUUUAAAUCGAAGAUCCAUUUGAAAGAACAUGAGAGACUCCAUAAAGGUGAUUAUCGCUACAGCUGCCCAGUGUGUGGAAAGGGUUUUUCUCGGUCAAAUCUUGUGAGAUGGCACCUUAAGACUGUUCAUUGUGAUCAGUCUUAAAACACACACACAAAUGAAGAAUCAAAAUCAGAAAUAAUUCACUAAUUUCCUACUAAGUUUUAUUAGAUAUUUGUAAAGUAAAUAUUAAAACAUGUAACUGAGAGACAACUCUACUUGUCUUCCAAAUUAUGUGAACAUUGCUAUAUAUUAUUUAAUUGCUUUAUUAAUUGAUUGUUCGAUGGGAGGAAUUUCUGCCCAACGAUAGAAACAGCACCAACUGUCCAAUAUAUUUGAUACACAGUUACAUUCACUCGCUCUGAAAUACAAAACUGCAGAUACUAAAACUUGAGGGUAACAUCCAAAUGGUGUCAAGUGGUGUUCAAAGCAUAAUAUGAAAAUAUGAUUUAUGUUCUUGUUAUACACUUAUACAGAUGGCAGAUUAUAUUAAACACUUUUCUAUCAGGUUUAUGGACUGUUAGAUUCUGUGAUUAUGGUACUGUGGGUAAGGCACUUACCUAAAACCUUGUGUGUUGUCUUGCUGUCAACUCCGCAUCCUAAUUAAAAUGGAACCUCCAAAUAGUGACCUAUUUGGAAUGAUCUACAAAGCAGCAACUCUGCGCAUCACACAAAUACCGCUCCUCCCGAUAAAAACAAGGAAUGGGAAUCGUAAGGAAUUUUAUGUUUCCGGUUCCAGCAACAAUUCUUUUAGGCUAAUACUUUUGAGGAAGACUUAUAUGGAAAUAAGAGAUGCAAUUCUUAUUGCAUUUACUGCCAUUUUGCAGUCUUUUGCCAAAUGAUGAGACCAUUUCAAGUUUCUUUUUGAAAUUUGACAGCUGAUAUAACAUAUCAGAAAUAACGUUAAUAUACACUGAUGAGCCAAAACAUUAUGACCAGCUGCCUAAUAUGCUGUUGGUCCUCCACGUGCUGGCAAAACAGGUGUCCUGUGGUGUCUGGCACCAAGACAUUAGCAGCAGAUCCGAGGUGGAGCCACCAUGGUUUGGACAUGUUAGUCCAACACAUCACACAGAUUGAGAUCGGGGAAUUUGUAGGCCAGGGCAACACCUUGAACUCUUCAUCAUAUUCCUCAAACCAUUCCCGAACAAUGUGUGCAGUGUAGCAGGGUGCAUUAUACUGCUGAAAGAGGCCACUGCCAUCAGGGAAUACCAUUGCCAUGAAGGGGUGUGCCUGGUCUGCAACUAUGUUUAGGUUGGUGGCAUGUGUUAAAUUGACAUCCACACGAAUGGCCGGACCCAGGGUUUCCCAGCAGAAUAUUAUCCAGAGCAUCACACUCCCUCCACUGGCUUGUUGUCUUCCCACAGUGCAUCCUGGUGACAUCACUACCCCAGGUAUACUGCGCACACAUACACUGCCAUCCAUGUGAUGUAAAAGAAAAGUGACUCAUCGGACCAAGUGACCUUCAACUGCUCCAAGGUCCAGUUCUGUCGCUUGGUGCCCAUUGUAGGUGCUUUUGUCGGUAGACAAGGGUUAAUCAAGGGCAAUCUGAAUGGGGCUGUGUAGCUUCAGACCAUACACAGCAGGGUGUGACACAUUCCACGCUUAACCAUUAUAAACAUUUUCUGAGAAUUUGGCCACAGUAUGCCUUCUGUCAGUUCGGACCAGAUGGGACCCUGCCCAUUACCUUCGUUGCCCUCGCGCAUCGAUGAGCCUUGGGCGGCCAACACCCUGUUGCCGGUUUGUCCCUCCUUGGACCUCUGUCGAUAGAUACUCACCACUGCUAACUGAAGUGGUCCACAAGCCUUGCCAUUUCAUAGAUGCUCUGAUCCUGUCGUCUGGCCCUUCUCAAAGUCGCUCAGGUCUUUACCCCUGCCCAUUUAUCCUGCAUUCAAACUGACUGUUCGCUUACUCAUCUAAUCUACCCAGACCUUGACAUGUGGCCUUGUUAGGAAAUGAUCAACUUAAUUCGCUUCAUCUGUGAGUUGUCAUAAUGUUUUGGCUCAUCAGUGUAUAUAAAUAUUAAAGCUUAAAUAUAAAUUGUUGUAAAGGUGUGUUUGCAGACUUUUUAGAGAUAUACAUGCAA
This is a messenger RNA of Xyrauchen texanus (razorback sucker), 2860 nucleotides long. Its product is annotated as zinc finger protein 658B-like. The transcript has 2 exons. Gene Ontology annotation, cellular component: nucleus. Lineage: Eukaryota; Metazoa; Chordata; Actinopteri; Cypriniformes; Catostomidae. Bases 37 to 882 code for a protein of 281 amino acids. The record is from RefSeq and is a predicted model, not a curated record.